AUGGGAUUCAUACAUAUCAACGACAUACGUGACCACCAACACCAUUCAGGUGAGGUCGUCAAAGGACUGUCUGCGGGGCAGAUGAAUGGUGAACCCUUCCGGUCUUUCACGACCUGCGACCUUGCAUCCGAUCAAGUUACCUUUCCGACAGGCAUGAAAGAGGAUAUCGUUCUUUUAUCCUGGCUCAUAGUUCUCCUUCGUACGAAAGAAGAUGGUCGCAUUAGUUAUGAGUGGACUUACAAAAGUCCGGAUCAAGCUCUUGAAGACGCACAAGCACACAGGCUGUCUACAAACGAAGUACUGCCCAAGUUAGAGAGUAAAGUCGGGGAAGCUGUGACUGCUGUUUCGCAAAAUAUCAAAAAUAUCAACCCGAAUCGGAUUGCAGAAAGUUCUUCCGGUCAUUCACUUAUUUUGAGCACGAAUACUCUGUCUGAUACUUCUGAAGAAGCUAGAGAAGAUGGGUCGCUCUGUAUCGAGGUAUGCUUUAAUAGCGCAAGCCUUGACAUUCGUCCAAUUAGGAAAACAGCGAAUUUAUUACCAUAUACAAUUUCACGGCACAUUGAAUCUCUCGUGGAUACGAUCAGCAUGUGUCUCUCUAAUCCCGGACAAUCUGUUGAAAAUUGCCUUCGUCCUACUACGCACGAUCUGACCCAAAUUUGGAAAUGGAACAACGAGCUACCUCCUACUUAUGACCUUUGCAUGCACGACGUGAUUUCUGAACGAGCACGAGAAUUUCCAGACAAGGAGGCUAUUGCAUCUUGGGAUGGUACCUUGACAUAUCGGCAGAUCGAUGACUAUUCUUCGUUCAUGGCAUCAAAUCUUCUCAAAUCAGGUGUCGCCCUUCAUGAAUUUUUGCCAGUAUGCUUUGAAAAGUCUAGAUGGACAAUCGUUGCCGUUCUUGCAGUGAUGAAGGCCGGGGCAACAAUUGUCCUCAUGGACCCAACUCUUCCCCUUGCUCGACUUCAAAAUAUGGCAAAGCAAGUCAAUGCAAAGAUGAUGCUGUCUUCUGGGGACCAACAGGAUCUUUCGAAAUUGAUUCUGCCAGAAGGAGAUAUCUUUGUUGUAGGCGAAGAUAUAUUCGCCAAUUUCUCACCAUCGAAUCCUUUGGAACAGCUUCCAGCUGUACCACCCUCUGCCUUGAUGUACAUUAUCUUCACUUCUGGAAGCACCGGAACACCGAAAGGAGUCAAGAUUUCACACAAAGCCUACACAAGUAGCGCGUUUCCCCGAGCGAAAGCAGUUGGCUAUACCGAGAAAUCUAGAGUCCUCGACUUUGCCUCCUACGCCUUUGAUGUCAGCAUCGAUAGUAUGCUUCUCACACUAGGAAAUGGCGGUUGCCUUUGCAUUCCUUCCGAUGAAGACCGGCUCAACAAUAUUAAUGAUGUGAUUCGAAAAAUGAGAAUCAACUAUGCAGGCAUUACCCCUUCAAUGGCUCGUAUUCUAGACGCAGAUGUCAUUUCUUCUUUGCAUGUCCUUGGGCUAGGCGGAGAAGCUGCAUCGGCUCGAGAUGUGACCGUCUGGGGUCGCGAAACCAGAAUUGUCAUUGGAUAUGGCCCCUGUGAAUGUACAAUUGGCUGUACUGUCAAUAGCAGUGCUGCUACUGGCAGAGACUAUAUCUCUAUCGGACCAGGUAACGGUGCAGCCAUUUGGAUCGUCGAUCCAAAUGACCAUGAAAUCCUGAUGCCUGUAGGUGCCGUGGGUGAGCUUCUAGUUGAAGGCCCAAUCGUCGGACAGGGAUAUCUCAAUGACCCCGAAAAGACCGCGGCUUCCUUCAUUCACGACCCAUCGUGGCUUGGGGCCGGUCACGGCGAGUUCAAAGGUCGACAAGGGCGCCUGUACAAGACUGGCGAUCUCGGCAUAUAUGAUCCCGAUGGCUCUGGAGGAAUCGUAUUUGUUGGUCGGAAGGAUACACAAGUCAAACUUCGUGGCCAGCGCGUUGAAUUGGGAGAAAUCGAAAGUCAACUCAAUGCCAGAUUGCCCCCCGAAACAACUGUGAUUGCAGAGGUCAUUGUCCCCCAGGGUGCAGGAGGACAGUCCACUCUGGUUGCAUUUAUUUCAUUCCAGUCAGCAAAGGGCCAAGAUCACACAGAUAUUCAAUCUGCAGAACUGGUUGACGAGCAGCGCGAAGCAAUUUCUAAAGCGAAUGCGGAGAUAACCAAAGUUCUGCCUCGGUAUAUGGUCCCAACUGCCUAUAUCCCAAUUAAUUUGAUUCCCACCUUAAUUUCCGGGAAGACUGAUCGUAAGCGACUUCGACAUUUUGGCUCGACUGUUGACCUGCGAGAGCUUGAUCAAGGGACAGAGAGUUCUGUUAGCCGGAACUUGACCGAUCUCGAGCAACGUCUACGACAAGCAUGGAGCAUUGCUUUGAAGCUCGACACAGAAGCAAUCAGACUCGAAGACAAUUUCUUUGCUCUCGGCGGUGAUUCUCUCGCGGCAAUGCGACUUGUUUCUAUCUGCAGAGAUCAAGAACUUGAUCUUUCUGUCACCAAUACCUUUUCUCACCCUACACUUUCAGCCAUGGCAACAGUGGUUCAGCUUUGCGAACAACAACCACAGACGGAGAUUGGAUUAUUUUCCAUGAUUUCUCAACCAGCUGAGAGUGCAUGUGUGGAAGCCUCCCAAGCUUGUGGUUUCGAUCAAAGUGCUGUUGAAGACAUCUAUCCCUCAACACCCACGCAGGAGUCGUUAUUUACCUUCUCUCUCAAAUCUGUCAAGGUCUAUGUUGCACAGAGAGUUGCAUGUAUUCCAUCAACGGUCACUCUCGAGUCCUGGAAACAGGCGUGGGAGGAUGUUGUAGCAGCAAGUCCAAUUUUACGCAGUCGGUUGGUUCAACUUCGAGACCCCGGUCUCCAACAAGUCGUGCUCAAAGAAAAGAUAAGCUGGAAACAUUCCAAGAAUCUCACUGAGUAUCUCGAAGAGGAUCGAAACGAGAGAAUGAAUUUGGGAGAAAGCCUGGCCCGUUACGCGAUCGUGGACAAUUCGACUGACGGCAAGCGAUACAUGGUUUGGACUGUCCAUCAUGUUCUAUAUGAUGGAUGGUCUGAGCCGGUAAUCCUUGAUAAGGUUCGCAGGGCACUGCAAGGUCAACUUCUGGAGAGUAAAUCUCAAAUGCGGGACUUUGUUAAGUGGGUGCAGGAUACAGACCAGUCCGCGAUGCACGAAUUCUGGCGACGGGAGUUAAACGGCGCCGUUGGGCCUCAAUUCCCCCGUUUGCCCUAUCGAGACUAUCUGCCCACUCCUGACUCCAUGAUUGAGCAUCAGAUACCUCUUGACUUGGGCCAUGGAUUUCCAUUCACACUGGCUACGCUCAUUCGGGGUGCAUGGGCCCUCGUGGCGUCACAGUACACGCGUAGUGACGAUGUUGUAUUUGGUGAGACGCUCACCGGUCGGGACAUCGCUUUGCCAGGCGUUGAAGCCAUUGUUGGUCCUCUGAUUGCGACCGUACCUAUUCGGAUUAAUGUCAAUCGGAAUGGUUCUGUUGCUUCAUAUCUGCAGGCCGUGCAGCAGAGCAUCUUGGCCCGAACGCCGUAUCAGCAUAUGGGAAUGCAAAACAUUCGAAAGGUUAGCCAAGACGCUCAGCAUGCUUGCGAAGCAAGCACUGGUCUAGUAAUCCAGCCGGAGCCAGAGUAUGAGGGCAGCGACCUUGGUGUUGAGCAAGGAGAUGUAGUCCGCGAAGCACUUCAUUUCAACCCAUACCCGCUCAUGGUGGCCUGCGGUAUCCGCAAGGGAGGCUUUAGGGUCUGUGCUAGCUUCGAUAGCAGCUUAAUUGAAGUUCCACAGAUGGAACGCAUUCUUUCGCAGCUCGAAAUGGCUUGCCAGCAGUUGACAGAGGACCUCGACAAGAAAAUAAACGAAAUAUCUUGUCUUCCUGAGUCAGAACUGAACCAGAUUUGGAGGUGGAACCACCAAUCGCCUCUAGUAUUGGACGAGCCCUCGGGAAGACUUCGUGCGGACUCGAACAUUGAACAGGGGUCAGUAUACCCCUCCGUGGUCGUUCGAUGGGUUUGCGAUUCUCGAAACCCAUCAUUACUUUCACCUAUCGGAUGCCCUGGUGAGCUCUAUCUAGAGGGUGGCUUUCUUGCAGGCGACACUAUCGAUGCUCCCGCCUGGCUAGCAGCUGGUAGUUCCGCGUUCACAGGCCGCUCUGGGAAGAUUCACCCAACAGGAGAUAUUGUCCAAUUGUGUGCUGACGGUACCUUGACCUUUGUUGGUCGAAAGGAAAAUAUGUUACCAGUCCAAGGACAUGCCGUGGAUAUCACAGAGCUUGAAAAGCAUUUCUCCAGAUAUCUUCCCACAUCCAUCCGUGCUGCCGCUACUGUCUUUCAACCUAAGGCUGUCGAUUCCGAGGAAGCGGUGCAACAACAAUUGCUCGUCUUCGUUGAGAAUAUCUCCGCUCAAGAGGAAAGCAUUGACAUCAUGUCAGCGCAGGAAGAGAUUGUUUGGGACUCAUCUGACCCACAAAGUCUGAGGACAACUCUGUGUGCCACUGCCCCAAUCACCCUAAUCAUAGCUUUAAAGAGGCUUGAUAAAUUCUUCCGAGACUCUCUUCCAUCUCAUAUGAUUCCCUCGGGUUAUGUUUUGGUCGACCAAAUGCCUGCUGAGUCAACUCAACUCAAUCACAAUUUAUUAACUCAAUUGGCAGCCAAGGUUCCUGCUUCUCUGCUCCAGCAGCUCCAUGAACGACUACAGCUGAUUUGGAAAGAGAGUCUCGCGCAGGCAAGUUUGAGUACGUCGGAAAGCAUUCUUCGCUCUGCCUGGGCAAAGAUCCUUGGUAUCAAUGCCGAGGUUAUUGACGUGGACGACAAUUUCUUCCGUCUUGGUGGUGACUCCGUCCUGGCAAUGAAACUGGUCUCCAGUCUUCGUUCACAGGGACAUCGCCUCACUGUGGCCGACAUUUUCCAGCAUAUGCGCCUUGGCGAUGCUGCUCAGGUCUUGAAGGUGGGCCAAUCAUCAAAGGAGAAAGUCCAGCCUUAUAAGCCAUUCUCUACGUUGAGUCUAUCAAACGUUUCGAAUUUCCUAGCAGAUGUUGUUAAGCCAAAGCUUUUUGAUCCAGACUGGACUAUUCAAGAUGUGUCUCCUGUCACCGACACACAGGCAAUGGAUAUCAGAGGCACCAUCAAUAUGCCUCGUACCUCGAUUCAAUACAAUAUGCUCUUCUUCGACAAUGCUGUUGACCAAACACGUCUGUUUAAAGCAUGCAGAGAAUUAGUGAAGACCCAUGACAUUUUGCGCACUGUCUUCAUUGAGAACAAUUCUGCCUUCUUUCAGGUUACCCUACAGCAUUUGGAUAUCCCGGUAGCUACCUUUUCCACGGAGAAGGAAAUGAAGUCUUUCGUGACCGACCUGUGUGGGAAUGACAUAGAAUCAGAUUUCAACCUCGGUUCACCAUUCCUAAAGUUCUUAUACGUGAGUGGAACUGAUGGCAAGGAAUGCCUCGUUAUAGGCCUGUCUCAUGCCCUGUACGAUGGCAUGUCUCUUCCCAGGCUGCUUCAAGAUCUGGAGACACUAUAUCUUGAAAACCAAGUGGUUGACUUUGCGCCGUUUUCGUCAUACAUGGCACGUAUUAACGACGGCCGCUUCCAAGCUAGGUCACUUAGCUACUGGAGUAAUCUGCUGGACGGAUCUUCACUCUCCGUUUUGAGUGAGACAUCAUUCCAACCUGGUGACAAGGGGAUCUUUUUAUCCAAGCCUGUUGAUAUUCUUCGUCAUCCAGAAGACAUUACUACGGCCAAUUUAUUGACUGCAGCAUGGGCAUUGGUCUUGGCUCGCCGUCUGAAAACCCCAGAUGUAACAUUUGGAGGGGUCACGUCUGGCCGGAUGGUUGAUUUAGAAAACGUGGAGAAUAUCAUGGGUCCUUGCUACCAACUCACUCCGGUCAGAGUUCAGUUCCAGCCCCAAUGGACGUCCAUGAAUCUACUUCAAUUUGUUCAAAAGCAGAGCACUGAGUCGGCUCCUCAUGACUUUAUUGGUUUUGAGAAGAUUUCCAGGCAAUGCACUCAUUGGUCGCUUGAAUCUCGAACUUUUGAUUCAAUUGUGCAUCAUCAAGACUUUGAUGAUUUCGAUACAAUGCCUUUCGCCGAGGGUACUUGUAAUGUGGACAUAUCUAUUCCACAUGGAGAUGCACCAUACCCUUUCAAGGCCGUCACAUUCUUCAGGGGUGGCAAAAUCAAUGUUGGAGCUGUUGGAAGCGAAAGAAACCCAGCUUUGGUGACCACGCUUCUUGACGAGUUGGCAGCCACGGUUCAGGAGCUUUCAGCAUGUUCAUCCAAUGUCUUGUUGCAAACUGAAUUAUUUUGA
This is a messenger RNA of Penicillium macrosclerotiorum, 6297 nucleotides long. It is a transcript of the gene sidD, whose product is annotated as nonribosomal peptide synthase SidD. The record is from RefSeq and is a predicted model, not a curated record. Lineage: Eukaryota; Fungi; Ascomycota; Eurotiomycetes; Eurotiales; Aspergillaceae. Gene Ontology annotation, biological process: secondary metabolite biosynthetic process; amino acid activation for nonribosomal peptide biosynthetic process. Bases 1 to 6297 code for a protein of 2098 amino acids. Gene Ontology annotation, cellular component: cytoplasm. The transcript has 2 exons. Gene Ontology annotation, molecular function: catalytic activity; phosphopantetheine binding.